AACAACAGCGGGAAGAGAAACAGGAUACUUUUACAGAAAAAUUAGUUACUCAGAUCAUAAAAAAUCUUCAAGUGAAAAUUUCCAACAUCCAUAUUCGUUAUGAAGAUGAUAUCACAAAUCGUGAGAAACCACUGUCAUUUGGUAUUUCUUUACAAAAUCUCAGCAUGCAGACCACUGAUCAGUACUGGGUUCCAUAUUUACAAGAUGAAACUGAGAAACUAGUUCGUAAGUUAAUUCGAUUGGACAAUCUUUUUGCCUACUGGAAUGUACAGUCUCAGAUGUUUUAUCUUAAUGAUUAUGACAAAUCAUUGGACAACUUGAAGAAUGGCGUUGUUAAUGAAUAUAUUGUUCCAAAAGGUUAUGAUUUUGUAUUUCAGUGUUAUGGAGCUUCUUGAAUCAGUUGAUAUGAUGACACAAAACCUGCCAUACAGGAAAUUCAAACCUGAUGUUCCUCUUCAUUUCCAUGCCAAGGAAUGGUAAAAAUGCCUUUUAAGUUUGUUUGUUUGUUUUGUUUUUUAAUAAUGAUUUAAAACAUAUGGCAAAAAAGUAAGUUUCUUAGACAUUAUUUUUUUUAAGGUAGUCUUUUUAAGGUCUUGAUACAAACUUUGAUUAAAUUGAUUUGUGUCUGGAAAUGUAUGUAGUAGCUGUUUUUGUUAGUAACACUGACUCAAGGGGUUCUUUAUAACCGUUUAUAGCUAGAGAUAAUAAAAUACCGUAAUUUUUAUUUACUAUAGAGGGAUCAGUGUUUUUGCAAUUAUUUAAAAACUAUCUUGGUUUGUUUUCUAGAAAUAUCUUCUUUAUUUCCUUCAAACUUUCCUGUCAGACCCACUAAGUCUAUUUAUUAGACAUGAGUUUUAAAAACUGAGAAGGUUAUAGAGUGUAUAUGGUAAAACUCCAUUUUAAACUGCAAAGAUAUAUUGUUAUUCUAGUUUUUAAAUAAUUAUCUAGUUUCUACAAGUUUCUAUGACUUUUUUAGGUACGUAGGUACGUACUUCAAUUAUUAUUUUACUAAAAAGCCUUUAUAGUUUUUGUGUAGAGCCAUAUAAGUUUUAGCCAAAAUUGAAUGAUUUUGCUUAUUUUUACUUUGGAAAGAAGAUUAAUGAUUAAUGGAUUGUUAAUAUAAACAGGAUUGGGAAACAGCAAAUGCUCAGAUAAUACAUCUUUUUACUAAUCUCAAUAUUAUAGAUAUGCUUGUUGUUAGAGUAUAAGUUUUGUUUCAGACUGUUGAUUUUAGAAGUCCAAUGCGCUAUCCAUUGCGCCACAGAGCCAGACCAGACUGUUGAUUUUAGAGUGUUAUGUUUGGGGUGUUUGUUUUGUAACUAGGUGAGCUUAUGCUAUACAUGGUAUUCUUGAAGUAAAUGUUUGCCCCAGCUUACGGAUAUGGUCAUGGAAGCAUAUUCGGGAACAUACAUGAACAGGAUAUAUCUCUUGAUGUAUUUGGCUCUUCUUUAGGAGGUUAAAGAAAAACUCUUGAGAGUCUGUGAAAAUCCUGCUUUAGAUGAGGUGUUCUAGAAUGAAGUGACCAAGUGAUACAAUGAGGCUUUAUAACAACUUUAGUUUGUCAAUUUCAGGUUUAAUGUUUAGAAAAGUAAGAUUGAACAUUGAAAGUUAUAUUUUUGGAUUUUUAAAAAUGUUGGUUUAUCUGAUUUAUUUGAUGAGUACAUAAUGUAUAGGGAAAUGGGGAGAGUGUCAGGGUGAUCAUUGCUUUAUUGAACAAAUUUUUUUUUCUAAUAAAGUUACAUCUGUUAUGUGAUGUUGUUAAUAUUACAUUAAAUUUAGUUUCAUUCAUGCAUAUAUGGAGGUGCAGCAAUGUAUGUGUUUUAUGUUAAGCUGUGUAGUUCUUAGCAUACUUGAUGCUGAUAUAAUUUGAAUCUUUUUGUAAGAAACUCUGGUAUUUUGGUUUAAUAUAAUACUUAAAGCCUAAAAUAGAUUUAGUAUCUUCAUAGUGUUUGACAAGUAACUUAGGUUUUUUCAGCCUAUGCCUUCCUUUGUCUAGUUUGUCACAGACACUGUGGCAAAGCUGGUAAGUCUGUGUGUUCAUAUUUAGGUUGGGUUGUUAGCCAGGAUAAUGGUAGAGGGCAAGAGGAAGAUCCCAGAUGAGAAUCCUUUGAUAUGUGUCACCAUCUUUUUUCAUGGAAAACUCAUUAUAUAAUAAAUUUUUUUCUAUAUCAUGUCACUAUAA
This is a messenger RNA of Marmota monax (woodchuck), 2182 nucleotides long. RefSeq names its product intermembrane lipid transfer protein VPS13A. Lineage: Eukaryota; Metazoa; Chordata; Mammalia; Rodentia; Sciuridae. Gene Ontology annotation, biological process: protein retention in Golgi apparatus; autophagy; protein targeting to vacuole. The record is from RefSeq and is a predicted model, not a curated record. Gene Ontology annotation, cellular component: extrinsic component of membrane.